AUGCUUGUUACCAAGAACCUGACCCCCGGCGAGGCUGUUUACGGCGAGAAGCGUAUCUCCGUUGAGGGACCUGCCAACGAGGACGGUGCUGUCACCAAGGUCGAGUACCGUGUCUGGAACCCCUUCCGUUCCAAGCUUGCUGCUGGUGUUCUCGGUGGUCUUGAUGAGAUCUACAUCAAGCCCGGUGCCAAGGUUCUCUACCUGGGUUCCGCCUCCGGUACCUCCGUCUCCCACGUCGCUGAUAUUGUCGGCCCCACUGGUAAUGUCUACGCCGUCGAGUUCUCCCACCGUUCCGGUCGUGACCUGAUUGGCAUGGCCACUCACCGCACCAACGUCAUUCCCCUGGUCGACGAUGCCCGUCACCCUCUGCGCUACAGAAUGCUGGUUCCCCUUGUCGAUGUCAUUUUCGCCGAUGUUGCCCAACCCGAUCAGGCCCGUAUUGUCGGACUCAACGCGCACAUGUUCCUUAAGGACGGCGGUGGUGUCAUCGUCUCCGUCAAGGCCAACUGUAUUGACAGCACAGCUAAGCCCGAGGUCGUUUUCGCCAAGGAGGUCCAGAAGAUGCGUGAGGAGAAGAUCAAGCCUAAGGAGCAGCUGACCCUUGAGCCUUUCGAGCGUGACCACUGCAUCGUCGCUGGUAUCUACAACCGUUCCGCAUAA
Messenger RNA from Penicillium olsonii, 660 nucleotides. The record is from the annotation of a GenBank genome assembly. Lineage: Eukaryota; Fungi; Ascomycota; Eurotiomycetes; Eurotiales; Aspergillaceae.